AAUACACAAACGAUGAAUGAAUUCAUGUGUGAAACAACAUUUUUGAUUAAGUUGUAUAAGUAAACAAUUUAAUUUUGCUUCACAUAUUUUAAAAUAUUUAUACCAGCAAACUAUUAUAGUGAUAAUUUAUUUGAUUUAAUGGCUAGCCCAAAUGCAUUUUGUUAGAGUGACAAUAUCAGCGAGACAUGAAACGUUGGAAGACAGUCACGGCGCCAAAGAACUCCGACACCAUCAACAUAUUCCUGGGAGGAAAUGUCAUGAUCGGACGCGGGAUCGAUCAAAUAUUCCCUGAAUCUUCCGAUCCGUACAUAUUUGAAAAGAAUACACAAGAUGCCAGAGACUAUGUGAAACUAGCGAUUAAGAAAAAUGGAAAAUUCUAUCUGGAGCACGAAAAGCAAGCGAUUGAGUACAUCUGGGGAUACGCAAUGAAAACAUGGGAAAAGUACAAACCAGAUGUUAAACUAAUCAACUUGGAGACAACACUAACGACAAGUGACACUAUGUGGCCGAUGAGACCAACGCAGUUAAGAGCGCACCCAACAAAUGUCAAAUCUCUGAAAAUUGCGGGGAUUGACUGCUGUGGAAUAGCGAACGACCAUGCUUUAGAUUAUGGCUAUCAGGGUUUAGAUGAGACUGUCAAGGUACUCAAAGAAGCAGGAAUAAAAUACACGGGAGCUGGUCGUUGCACAACAGAAGCAAAAGAACCUUGUAUAUUUGACAUAGCAGAUAAGGGUCGAGUUAUUAUAUUUUCUUUAUGUACACACUCUAGUGGUGUACCAAACUAUUGGGCAGCUACUACUAGUGGCACCACUGGUUUUGGAGUUAACACUAUCAAUAUUGACAUCAACACGACUGACUUCAUUAAUCUCAAAACACAAAUUAAAGAAGUGAAGAAACCCAGGGAUGUGAUCAUUUUGUCUCUUCAUUGGGGAGAAGAAUGGAACGCGCAAAUUCACCAAUCCCUAAGGGAAUUUGCACACAGGGCAAUAGACGAGGCCGAGGUUGAUGCUAUUCACGGUCACAGCACUCAUUUUCCACUAGGGAUAGAGGUUUACAGAGAAAAACUGAUCCUCUAUGGGACCGGGGACCUGAUUAAUGACACAGAAGGAAUGCCGGGUAAAUACGAGGACAGCCAAUGUGAUUUAGGAUUCAUGUACUUUGCCAAAGUGAACCUCGACACUGGAAAUCUGAUCGAGUUGAGGUUGGUUCCAUUUAGGAUCAAACAAUUCAGAUUGUGUACCCCGAACCCCAGAGAUGUUAAUCUAGCUGUGAACCCACUUAGAAGGAGAUGUAAAGAGUUUGACACUGAUGUUAUACCAGCCAUGGAUGGGCAUGGUUUCUGGUUAGCCUUUAAAUAACAAAAAGGUCAAUACAUCUACUAGUGUAGGAAUCCU
Owenia fusiformis is the source of this 1394-nucleotide messenger RNA. The record is from the annotation of a GenBank genome assembly. NCBI's taxonomy places the organism in Eukaryota, Metazoa, Annelida, Polychaeta, Sabellida, Oweniidae.